Amphiprion ocellaris (clown anemonefish) is the source of this 3072-nucleotide messenger RNA. RefSeq names its product claudin 11b (gene cldn11b). Gene Ontology annotation, molecular function: structural molecule activity. Lineage: Eukaryota; Metazoa; Chordata; Actinopteri; Pomacentridae. The record is from RefSeq and is a predicted model, not a curated record. The coding region runs from base 555 to 1205 and encodes 216 amino acids. Gene Ontology annotation, biological process: bicellular tight junction assembly; cell adhesion. Gene Ontology annotation, cellular component: bicellular tight junction; plasma membrane. The transcript is spliced from 3 exons.
UCCCAGACUUCCUUCCUGAUCAUUUUUCUGCUUCUUUGUGAUGGAUUUAGGUUUUUGUUUUUGUCUCUGCAGGUCUGGUUUAGGUUAAAUCUGUCUCCAGCUCCUAUUGGCUCCUGGUCCUUCCUCUGCUCUCCACGCCCAGACACACAUCUGAUUCCAGGCAUUUUUCUGAGGAUCGACCCACGGAGAGGAGCUGUUUGCUGAUUAAUUCAACCUUUUUACACUUUUAUCUCCUCUGACACGAAAGAAGCUUUUCUGCAGCUAUUUUCAAUAAACUCUGUCCUUUUUUUGAGGACCAACGCGCAGAUUUUUACUAAUUUCUUUAAUUUCAAUCUUUUUUCAACCUUUUUUUUGCUCAUUUCAGACUUUUUGAAGAAUGACUUUUUAAUUCCUUCAGACAGAAAAUAAAGGAUCAAAACCCACCGGAGCUAAACGCGAAGAAAGGUUGUUUUUUUUUUCUUUUUUUGGAGCGCGUAAAAACGCACGGGGCUCUCCAUCCAUCCAUUCAUCAUCCAUCCAUCAUCCAUCCUCCAUCCAUCAUCCAUCCUCCAUCCAUGGCGCACAUGUGCAGGCAGCUGACCGGCAGCGCUGCGAGCUGCGUGGGCUGGGUGGGUGUGAUCGUGGCCACCGCCACCAACGAUUGGGUCCGAACCUGCGACUACACGGUGGCGACCUGCGUCCGGAUGGACGAGCUGGGCUCCAGGGGCCUCUGGGCGGAGUGCGUCAUCUCCCCUGCCCUCUACCACUGCGUGGCCCUGAACCAGAUCCUCACUCUGCCCGCCUACAUCCAGGCUUCCAGGGCCCUGAUGAUCCUGGCCUGCCUCCUCGGCCUCCCCUCCAUGCUGCUGGUUCUUCUCUCCAUGCGCUGCGUUCGGCUGCAGAACGAUUCGAUGGAGGUGAAGCGACGUCGAGCUCGAGUGGGAGGAGUCCUGUAUCUCAUCAUGGCCGUGUGCGGCAUCAUUUCCACCGUCUGGUUCCCCAUCGGCGCCCACCAGGCCGAGGGUCUGAUGUCCUUCGGCUUCUCGCUGUACGCCGGCUGGGUCGGCUCGGCCCUCUGCCUCCUGGGCGGUUCGGUCAUCCUGUGCUGUCAGGGCCUCGAUCCGGGGACCCCGAGCCGGGACAACAGCUUCUACUACUCCAGGCAGAGGGGCACCGCCACGCCGCUGGACCCGCCGGCCAACCACGCCAAGAGCGCCAGAGUGUGAAGGACCGGGCCUCCAUCACCACGUCAGCAUUUAUACUCUACUUAUACAAAUUUAAGAGUGAUUUCUAAUAAAGAAAUGUCUUAAAGUCGAAAAUUGGCCAAAAAAAAAACUUAAUUUUGUACUUUAAAAUGCAAAAAACUAAAAAUAUAGAACGGUAGAGUCAAAACAGUGCCUCAAACUCAAACUGUAGUUUCAUUUCCUGUAUAUAGUGGAGGGUGGGGUAAGAUGAGCCUGUGGGUUAGUUGAGCUGCUCCUUGUUUCUAGAAAACCAACAAACUGGUUGCGUGACCAAACAUUUUUGAAGACACAUCCAGUCUACUUUAAGGAGAAGGAGCACAUUUUAGUGAACAAAACAGUUUUUAGAUGUUCAAAGUAAAUUUGGUUUCAUGAGUGUCUGAACAAUUAUUGAGACAUCUGAAACUAUUUAACAUGUUUUAAUGCAUUAGUGAGCUACAAUGUGAGGCUAAAGUGUUAGCAUGAAUUUAGCUCUAAAUUGCCUGGAUGAUGCACAAAUGGUGGCCACCUAUGAUUAUUGGUAAAUAAUCACAUUACUAUAUUUAUAUAUUGUAUUUUUCCAUUUUACGACCAAAAUGAUUUUGAUUUUGAGACCAGAGGAAGACAGACGGGGUUUCAACUUCUCUUAAGGAUUGUAGGAGAAGUAAAGAAUGGGAAGAUGAAGAUCGACAGAAUGACUUUAACCCUUUGAUGCACAGUGUGUGUCAGGAGAUACUCAUUUUCCAUUGCAUUUGGUUCACUUUUGACCCAUGUUGUGCAUCAAAGGGGUAAAGAGAUUCAUGGCCAAUAACUAACCAGAACAGGGCUCGAGAGAACAGGCUCUGCCCACCAGGUCUCGGAUGAACAAAUAGAGACAGAUGUUUUAUUAUAUGAGGUAUAACAUUUCCAAUUGAUGGCACAAUUUAUCCCAACAUAUUUUAUCCACAAGCUCAAUUUCCCCUUACUGGGGGCAAGUUGAACCAAUGGCUUCCACCUAUGAUUAUUUGUAAACAAUUAUAUUACUGUAGAUCUACAACUAUAUGUUAAAUAAUAGCCAAGUUUUGGUAAAAUGACAGUAAAAUGUGUCCACUUUGACUGUGAUUUGUUCCAAAAUUUGCCAUCUGUGGGCCUCAUUGAAGGAAAAGUUUAAAGUUCUACAUUUUAUCUUUAAAUACACUUUUUAAGAGGUUGUUUGGUCUUGAAUUUGUCUUGCUUUGAUAUGACUUCAGCAUAAUUGAUGGCACAAUUUACCCCAACAUAUGUUCUCCAAAGGCUCAUUUUACGCCAAGUUGAGCCAAGAAAACAUUUUUUUCCCAGAAAGUCAUAUUUUAAAAACUGUUCAUUUCAGAUCCAAACCAAUUAUUCCCAGGGAAACCCCACAUCGUGAAGUAUUUGUUUUAUUUUGCCUCCAUUGUAACGACACCUCCCGGAAAAACUGGUUCAUCUUACUCCCGUCUCCCCUACAGUAUUUCACAAUUUACUAACUUUAUUUCCUGUCAGAGCAAAAUGUGACAAUUUCUUUUCUUUUUUAUUGUUGUUGUUGACUUUCUGCCUGUUUAACUGAUCAUGACUCAGGUGAAUCAUGUCCUGUCAGGAGGUUUAGAUGAGAUCAGCAUUUCUUUGUCUUUACAUGAUUUUAUUACUGUUUAAGUCAAUAAGCUUCUGUCAUUUCAGUGACUUUAUUAUUAUUCUUUAAAUUUGUUUAGCAGAGUUUUACCUGCUUCUAUUUAAUCCCAAACAGGUUUUGUCUUACAUGUAACUAUCAUUUUUACGAGUUUUCACUCUUCAUACUUACAGCAUGAUCAACAUAUAUCAGCCUGCACUGUAAGAUUUGUGCCCAGCCCUACAAAUAAUAAACAUUUUUCCUGAAAAA